AUGUCUGGCCUGGGAGGCAAUUUUGGCGUUCAUUUCCAGCGGGAAACAUGGGCUCUGUAUGCUGUCGGCGUUUUUGGCGCUGUCCUACGAUAUGUCGCUCGUAUUCGCCGAUUGGGUUUCGCAAACCUCCAAGUCGAUGAUUACCUCAUGCUGAACGCCGUUGUCUGGUAUACGAUAUUGUGUGUGGCACUAAAUGAAGUCGCCACAGGCGGAGGGUCGAAUUUGAUGACGCCGGAGGAUAUCGCGGCAUUGAAGGGACCGCAUGGAGCUGCCAUCCAUGCCGAGAGAGAAAAAGGAAGUAAAUGGGUUUUUGUCUCAGAACAUGCCUUUAUUCUUUGCGUCUGGAGCUUGAAGGCUUGCAUGUUGGUCAUCUACGCUCGUAUCACGGAGGGAACCCGCCAACAACGAUGGAUCAAGCUUAUCGCCGUCUACGUCGGUCUCGGCUUCAUUGCCACCGAGCUCGCUCUGUUCCUGAUCUGCCGGCCUCUACACAAUUACUGGGCAGUUCCAACCCCCAACUACCAAUGCUCGUCAUAUCAAUACUAUGAAAUCGUCCAAGGCUGCUUAUCCAUCUCCGCGGAUGUGUUCAUGCUUAUCGUUGCCAUCCCGAUGUUGGUCCAAGUCCGCGUUCCGCUGAAGCAGAAGAUGAUUCUCCUGCUCCUUUUCGGAAUGGGUAUCUUCGUCAUUGUCGCCGCCAUCCUGAAUAAGAUCUACUGUCUUGUACCGUCGCUCAUCUCCUAUGUCUACAUGAACUGGUAUUUCCGCGAAGCCACCGUUGCGAUCCUUGUGACCAAUCUCCCACUGGUCUGGUCGCUUCUCCGAGACGUUUUCCCAGCCCUCAAGAGCUGGACUGGGGGAUCGAAGCGGGGCACCGACCGGUACAAGUCUGGGCCCUGGACAAGCAAGAAUUCUCGACCCUACGGCCCGUCCAGUCAAGUGCGCUCGGCGGAUUUCCACAUGCAGGACUUCCAUUCCGCCAGCGUAACCCCGACCGGUAAACAUCGGCCAGAGGUCUCCGAUGUUAGCAUUCCCAGCGACGAGCGCUCAAUCAGCGAUGAUGGUUCGGCCCGGGCUUUGCGUAUUCGCCAGGAUAUUACUGUCGAGAUCAAACACGACUCUCGGCCGCCAGAUUACGAGGCUAGCACAUCAGAGGUCACGCGAGGCCGCGAGGCAGUUUAG
Penicillium chermesinum is the source of this 1179-nucleotide messenger RNA. RefSeq lists its product as uncharacterized. The coding region runs from base 1 to 1179 and encodes 392 amino acids. The transcript is spliced from 4 exons. Lineage: Eukaryota; Fungi; Ascomycota; Eurotiomycetes; Eurotiales; Aspergillaceae. The record is from RefSeq and is a predicted model, not a curated record.